Chiloscyllium plagiosum (whitespotted bambooshark) is the source of this 8317-nucleotide messenger RNA. RefSeq names its product transcriptional adaptor 2B (gene tada2b). NCBI's taxonomy places the organism in Eukaryota, Metazoa, Chordata, Chondrichthyes, Orectolobiformes, Hemiscylliidae. Gene Ontology annotation, cellular component: SAGA-type complex; nucleus. Gene Ontology annotation, biological process: chromatin remodeling; regulation of transcription by RNA polymerase II. The record is from RefSeq and is a predicted model, not a curated record. Gene Ontology annotation, molecular function: chromatin binding; transcription coactivator activity; zinc ion binding.
AUAUGUAGGAAUUUUGAAAGCAAAAGUUUAACUCAUGUAUGUCCACACAGGGUCGUUAAAACAACUACAGCAACACUUAGGAGCUUUGACAAAACAAGAUUCCUCCCAACUCUGUGCAGAGUGACAGUCCAUUAAUUGAAUACCCUCCCCCAGUGCUCCUUCCCAGCGCCUCCAGGUGGCGCUAACUGGCGCAUGCUCGAACAGUCAGCGAAAGCCGGGUGGGCCGGCAGGCGGGCGGGCGAGAGCGCGCAGGCUCGUCGCACAAUGGCGGAGCUGGGUAAGAAGUACUGCGUCUACUGCCUGGCUGACGUGACGAGCCUGCGGCUCCGCUGCACCGAGUGCCAGGACAUCGAAAUGUGCCCCGAGUGCUUCUCGGCCGGCGCCGAGAUCGGGCAGCACCGUCGCUGGCACGGCUACCAGCUGGUGGACGGCGGGCGGUUCACGCUGUGGGGAGCCGAGGCGGAGGGGGGCUGGACGAGCCGGGAGGAACAGCUGCUGCUCGAUGCCAUCGAGCAGUACGGCUUCGGCAACUGGGAGGACAUGGCCGCGCAUGUGGGCGGGCGCGCUCCGCCGGAAGUGAUGGAGCACUACGUCAGCAUGUAUAUCCAUGGCAACCUGGGCAGAGCGUGCAUCCCGGAUUCCAUCCCGAACCGCGUGACUGACCACACGUGCCCGGGGGGUGGGCCCCUCUCGCCGAGUUUAACGGCUCCCCUGCCGCCGCUCGACAUCACUGUGGCCGAGCAGCAACAGCUCGGUUACAUGCCGCUGAGGGACGACUACGAGAUCGAGUACCUGCAGGACGCCGAGACCCUUAUCAGCGGCCUGGCCGUCAACUACGACGACGAGGACGUGGACAUCGAGCUGAAGCGGGCCCACGUCGACAUGUACGUGCGCAAGCUGCGGGAGCGGCAGCGCCGCAAGAACAUGGCCCGCGACUACAGCCUGGUGCCCGCCUUCCUGGGCAAGGAGCGCAAGGACCGGCCGCUCAAGCGCAAGGUGACCAAGGAGGAGAAGGAGCUGCGGGCCAAGCUGCGGCCCAUCUGCCAGUUCCUGUCCGCCAAGGAGUUCGACGACUGCUUCGACAACCUGCACAAGGAGCGCGCGCUGCGGGCCAAGAUCCGCGAGCUGCAGCGCUACCGCCGCAACGGCAUCGCCAAGACCGAGGAGUCGGCCGAGUACGAGGCGGCCCGCCACAAGCGCGAGAAGCGCAAGGAGCUGCGCAACAGCGCCGCCGCCAAGCGCGGCAAGGACGAGGCCGGCAAGGAGGCGGCGGCCGCCGCCGCAGCAGCGGCAGCUGCAGCAGCCGCCGGCGCCGCCGCUGCUGCCGCCGCCGCCGCCGAGCUCAGCUCCAUCGAGCACCUGUCCGGCUUCGACCUGCUCUCCGAGCGGGAGAAACUGCUGUGCGGCUCCCUCAACCUGAGCCCCACACGGUACCUGACCGUCAAGACCAUCAUCAUCAAGGACUACCUGCAGAAGAGGCAGGGCAUCCCUUCCAAGAGCCGCCUGCCCAGCUACCUCGACAAAGUCUUAAAGAAGAGGAUAUUGAAUUUCUUAACGGAGAGCGGUUGGAUUGCUCGGGAAGCUUCUUGAUACUUCGCUUGUUUCCCGUCUGGAGGAAAAUACGUUUUUUUUUCAUGCCACUCUGUCCCAAGAAAGGCAAAGGUGUUCCUCUUUUUGUUAAAAGAUAAAGAAAAAAGUUCAAAUGAUUCGUGUACAACGGUCAGUCAGCCGUGGAUAGGAAUACAAGGUUUUCAUAUCACGGAAUUUGACAAAAUCAAAGCAAACUUGCUCAAGAUGCGUUGAAGCAAGCAUGCAUAUUAACCAAGCCUUGUUUUAAGACAGUUGAGCCAUUAAAGGAGAACACUGCUGAAGGUCAAGAUCAGAGCUACCUGAAAAAUGGUGGUUACAUCUGGCUGCUACCUUUUGGGGUCACAACCUAUAGACUGGCCCUAAAUCAAUAAACUGUCCUGAGCUUAUUCUACUGAUAAGCAGAGCAAGGACCUGCUAAUCUACAGAUUGUUCUGGCCUCUUGGCAAGCUCUAAUUCUGGUAGAUAGCUAGAAGAUGUUUGGAGUAGGAGGAAGGAGUGUAAUAUUGGAUAGUUGUAUUUAAUGGAUUCACUGAAGGACUUCAAAUUUUAUUGCCUGUUUGUGAUCCUGGGGGUUGCAUUGUGUAAAACUUGGUCCAUGUAAGUUGGUGGCAGGCCCCAUUAACUUCUGAAAACAGAAAAGAAAAUGAUUGUCAAGAGGACAACCCUAAACUUUUUAGUCAAGAUCUGAAAAUUGUGCAAAACUUAGGCAGUUGUAUUUUGAGUUCCUGCACAAUUAAUUCAUUGGAAUUCUUGUUAUUUUAGUGGGGGUGGUAAUGUUGCAUCAGGUUCUAGUUUGUAAAUUCACUUCACAGCAGUCCUCUGAUUUGUUCAAAAUGUGGAUUUUUGAAUGAUCUUGUAUGCCUCAAUGAAAAUAUUGAGAAUCUGGGUCUAUAUUUCAACAGGGUGUAAAAUUAGUGGUCCAUGUCACAAUGAAUCAGUGACACGAGGUUGGCACAUUGAUCUGUUCAAACAUUUACUUUUAAAUGUUAUUUAAAUCUUUUUGUGCUAAUCUUACAAAUUGCCUUCCAAGAAAUAUUUGUAUACAGUCAUUUAAAUUAUUAAAUCAAAUACUAAUGGCUUAUUUUUGCCACUUACUGCUGCUUUAAAUUUUGAGCUUAAUUUCAAAGAAUUUUAACUAGUGAAACCUUUUAUUCUUUCUCAGUAUCAUUCUGCUGUUCUGUAUCUUCACACAAGCAGUGUUUUUCCCCUUUUACUAUAAAGUGCAAAACCAGUCCCAUUCAUAGGUUUGUACCAGUUUAUUUCUUCAGCUGUACGCUGUAUGACGUUAAUCCUUUAAGGUUUUUUGCAUGAAGUAGCUCCUCAUUGCUCUGCUUCUACCAACAUCAACCAACUAAAGUCCAGGACCUCCCAUGUUGGCAGAUGCAAUUUUGCAUUACACAAUGCUGAGUGACAAGGGAGGGAGAUGAUAAAAUAUCAAGGAGAAAAAACAGUAGUUACAUAAAAAGUAAGCGCUGACGUGUUGAAGUUGGCCGGUCAAUCUCCAAUUAUCCUUGGACCAAAGAAACUACACUUCUCUCCAAUGCAAAGAUAUUUUUGCAAAAUGUAUUACUCUACAACAAAGACUCUGGGAGUUAGUGAGAACAGAUGUUUGGUAUGUGUAGCCUUACUGUUGGCAAGUGGUGUGCCAUGAGAUUGCAUUUUUAAAAAUUGUGUGUGGAAUCAAAAUUUUAAGUGGUGGGAGGGAAAACAAAUCAAAAGGCAAUGCAGAAUUUGUGGUUGACCUUUUAUGCUAGAAAGCUAAAGUGACCACUGAAAAGAUUUAAUCACUGGUGGGUUAUCAGUUUUUAUCAUUGUCAAGGAUUUUUGAAAUUAAGUUCAGUUAAUUCUGAAAUGUGUGCUGAGGUCUUUUAUGGCAUCUGGAUACAGAUGGCACAGUACUUGUUGAUCACCAAGUUUUUUUUCAGUUGCUUUUAGUCUGGCCAUUCUUAAAUUCCUUUCAAGACGUAAAACCAGAAAUCUUUUCUUAUGAAAGUGGGAUAAUGUAUUGAGCUGCAGAGUUGGCAUUUUUUAAUAGGGGGCGCGAAUCUCAAUUACAUCCUUUUAUUUUCUUGCUUUGGGUAUAAUUCAUUGUUAAGGUAUAAUGGAACCUCCAAAGGGACUGUUUGUUAUGUCAACCAAGUAGGCUGAAAGAGUUGUGCCAUUUUUAACUAAACUAGCUAGAUCAAAACUACCUGAAUUAAAUCUGCACCCUUUUGUAUUUUACAGGUCAAUUUGGGCAACUUUUAACAAGUAACUUUGUAGUUACAGAACUGGCUUGGAAUGUUGCAGAGCUGCACCAAAAAUUAAAUGUGAAUAAACAUGCAUUAAAAUGUUACAAGACCACUUGCUAACUGUGCCAGUUUGUUGCAAUAGAUUUUUGGGAAAUAAUGGUGCUCCAAGAAAAUUUUGAAGGUGCUAAUGCUAUGAGAGAAAGGAUAUUCCUAGCUAGAAAUUACUGUCUUCCCCCUCCAUGAAGAAACUCAUUCCUUUCUCAAUAUUUAGUUUGUGUAACAUAAUAAAUUUCCAGUCAUGCUGGACAAUUAUCUUUUUUUAACAGCACAGAAUAUACUGACGAAAAAUUCCUGACUUUUCAUGUGUUGCUGGCCUACUGUAAGUUCACAACCAGAAAGUGUAUAUAUAUUUGCAGGUCAUCCCUGACUAAAUAUUAUAGAUCAUGGUGCAUAAACCUACUUGUUUGAAGAAUCCUCCCAAACGCACGGGUUGAAUAAAAUGUGAACUAUUGCUGUUGGUGAAUGAUGGUUUGUAAUGUGAAUAAAACAUAGCAUCACUAAUUUAAAUUGUCAUAUUUAAUAAUCAUAUAAAGAUGGUCAAAUCCAAUCAUGCUGGUUUAAAACCGUCAAAUGCAUCAUAUUUGGAAUCCAUGAACACAGUUCAUCUUGAGUCACUUUAGCUACAGCAUCAAUGUAAGGAUCCUACUCUGAUUCUGAAACCAAAAACUGAAAUUCAUGUUAUUUUCCUUUCUGAUCAUUUAAUUGGAUAUUCUUUUUUUUUACGUGUUAGUUUGCUCACUGAUAUUUCCCACAAUUUAAUGACAAAACUACUGUUAAAACGGAAUAAUAUGAAUAUUUCCAGACUUUUUGAAGGCUUUUUCCCAUGAGCAGUCUGCAUGCUGAACUCUGAUUCAUUUGACUUAAUAAAUACGUAUGCAUUGCAUUUCUGCUAAUGUAAUCAUUCUGAUUUUUGAGGGUUCAUUCCAAUACGUGCAUGUCGAAACCAGACUAGUAGCUGGUCUUCCCUCUGUCUGAACAUUUAGGCUUCGACAUAUUGAGGGUAGACUAUUUCCUAUCUCUUACCAACUUAUUAAACCGUGAAUUCCCACAUUAUUUGACUAUUCAGCAAUUGUUACAAAUGAAAACUGCUUCAUAUCAUCUUUUAGCCAAAUAACCUGUUUUUGUUCAUUGACCAUUCUGGUUCGUCUGUCUAAGCACUGUUGCAUCUUGACAAUACAAUUGGAACCACCUUAAUCCCAUGCAUUGAAUUAUAGGAUGAACAUUACUGCAGACAUUAAUUUCAUCUGAAAAUUGAGACAUCCAUAAUGCAUGUACUGGCCUAGAUGCAGAUUUUAGUGUUGAAAGAAUGGAGUCCUCUCUGUGCUGCAAUCUGCAACAUUCAUUAAAAGUGCCUGUUUUAUCUACAGUAGUCAUUAAACUACAUCUGGCACUAAAACUGAGUUAGUAAUUUACAAAGAAAAAUGAGAAUCUGGUGGGGAGAAGAAAAGGCUAAGAUGAAGUAGAAAUAUAUUCUGAUCCCUGUAAGUGUAUUUCUUAGCAUUGGAAAAAUAAGCAAAGGCUGCAAUUAUGUUACAUGGCGAGAGCCAACUUGGGAAUUAAUGCACUGUUUAGCUGACUAUUCAUUGAAACCAGAUCGUAUGCUAUUUUAUUACUUAUUUUUGAUUUUACAAUUUAUAUUGUUUUUGAAACAAUUGAAUAUUCACAAAGUAGUUUUUGGACCAAGCUGCUGCCGUAAUCUCUCAAGUGAAGUUCAUUCAGUGUAGAACUAAGUCAGUCCAGCCAAAAUGUUGCUGUUGAAUUAUUGCUCCCUGAAUUUCCUGAUCUCAUUGAGUGGUAGAUGUGUUGUACUACAUUUGACUUUAGUGUUCACAGAGGGGAAAAUUGACCAUGCAUCCUUUUUUCCUUCGUAUGUGAACUCUUGGUGGGAAGAGUGUGUUGAUGUCAGCUACAAUCGUGACUGUAUUGAACCAGUAAUUUCUUCUAUCAAGCAACCGGCUAAUGCCAUGUAGACACUGAAAGUAUGGCCUUUUUAGUGAGUUGUCAUGACCAAUGGUAGACCUUCAUAGCAAUGGGUCAAGACCAUCUGAGGCAAGAGAAGCACUUAAGAGUAGAAGUAUGUCACUUAGUGGACCAGUGGAUACAAUGACUCAUUGUGUAGAUUAGAGGUAGAAGGCCUGUUUUUUUUUUAAAAAAAGUCAUAAGUCCUGUCUUUCAUGGGUUGUAAUCAGCUUUUGGGAUUAAAAAUUUUGCUCUUUAAAUUUUAGCAUAUUCAUCCAAUUCCUGCUUCUGAGAGCACUGCAAUAUGAUGUAGACUUAGCAAGAAUUUGUUAAACUGAGAUUGAAAGACUGGUGAAAAUACAGUAGAAAUGUGAGCUUGCAAUUAAGGCACUUUGUGACAAUAGAGAUUUGCACCAUAUUGUGCCAGAUCUGAGUGUUUUAUAGGUAGUUGGAAACUGUUCUACUUACUAUACUAAAAUUUCUCACCUUGAUGGCUAUUUAUAAAGUUUGCCAGCAAUCCUUGGUUUAAGAAUUUGAGGUGGGGGAUACAGGUUGAUGCAUCUAUUAGUAGUCAGCAUUUAGCAUUUUUUGGUACAGUAAAUUUCGAAUGGAAAAUCUGUGUGCUUUAUGCAAUUCUGAAGUAAGCUAAAGCUUCAAUAUUCAUAGUUUUACUGAAAUAUUGAAUAUUUGCACUGUUUUCGGCACAUCUUGGGUGCCAUUGCUAAUGUGAAGUAAUUUAUUAACUGGUGAUAUGUUUGAAAUUUUUAGUUUGUGGAAGACAGUGUCUUUUUUUUCUUUGAACUCUAUCUCAAACUAAGUGUUAAUUGGUAUGAAUUGUGAAAUAAUUACCUUUUUUUUAUGGAUAAGGAGUUCUUCCCUGAUAAGAGAACCUACAUAUGAUGCCAGGUUUAUUUAAAAUUGUAAUAUACUUCAGAAAAGGAGGAUUAAAUAAAGCUGUGGUAUUCAUGCACAGGGGAUAAUUUAAAAUAUAUACUUAAUUAAUUAGAAUAUUGGUUCUAAUUUUUUUUGUCAGUGAAGCUCAAGCCACUAAGUUGGCCUUUUGCAUUGUAACUUGUAUUCUAUGCUGCUUGCUUUUAUUUUAUUUCUGACUGCCUGGAAUGGGUGAUGAGUAAUAAAACAUAGCUAUGUAGAAGCACAGCUUUAAAUGUGAUAUGCACGUGCAUAGGAUUUCAUAGAAGGGCAGUGACUCAUCUUUGGAUAGUUUGUCUGUAAAUACGUGUAUUAAUUAUAGGAGUGGUUAUGUGCUUGUCUGCUGCAUCUGCUCUUAGCAACUUCACGGGUUUGUUGCCGACAAAUGUUCAUUGUAUUUGUGGCAAGUGAUACCUUGCCAGUUUGUAUUCGGGAUUUGUUGGUAUGUAGAAUUGAUUUGUAAUGUUACAAGCUAACCCACCAUAAAUGAUGCAAUCAGGCUGGGAAAAGGAAUGCUUUCAUAAUUUUUUUUAUACCAUCAUUUUGCAGAGGGGCCAAGCUGGAUCACUUAGUCAAACUAUAGUUAUUGGACAGCACCUUCAACUUUCUGACCAUUUUUCUAUUUCUCUAUUUUGUCUAACCUUCUGGUACCUAAGCUGCUUAUUGGUUUAAGUUGUUUUGAGAAUUCAUGAGAAUCAAAUUUAAUUGCUUUCUUAGGAAAAUCAGUAUCCUGUGUGCAGCUCAAAGAUAAUAUAGUUUCUUCACCACUCUAGGUUUUAUGAAUUUUUAACUUUUUUCACGUAUUCAUCUUUUUAAGAGGAAACUAAAUUUCAUAUCUCCGCCUUUAGUAUUCAACCCUAACCAAUUUUUGCAGCAGUAAAGUAGCAAUUAAUAAGACUUUAAGGUGCACAGUUCUUCAUUAUUCUCAAUCUUUGUUUGGAUUAAUUCUCAUAAAUGUUAAUUUAAAUGGGUUAUUGUGACCCUUUGCAGAAUAGUGAUCAUAAAUCUUAGCUUUAUCUUCACAAAGAACAGAAAAAUAUUAGCUGUCUCAUUAAGAAAAUUUGGAGGAAGUGAAGGUGUAUUUUUUAUUCUUAAGUCCUUUUUUUAUUUCUGUGGAAAGCACCUUUCAAAAUACAUUACCACGUUUGUCAUGUGCUUAGAAAAUGUAGAUUAUUUUUGUAAAUUUUUAUUUUUGUUUUUAAACAUGCAAGAGAUGCACAAAGAAUUGCAGAACUUUUUUUUGCGUGUUUUACUUUUGGUGCAUUGAGUUUUUAAUAUUGUGCAGAAGUGGAACUUGGAAUAGUUGGUAUGAAAUUAAUACCUGCUUUUUACAGCCUUGCUCUGAAUGUGUACAUAUGUCUUUUGAACUGAAUGUAGUCCAUUCGAGAGCAUAUUGAAAACAGGAACUGUGCCAAGCAAGACACUAUAAAGUUUAUUAGGUGUUCUACGUUUAUCAGUGCUUUUUUUUUUGACUGUUGCUUCUUGAGAAUAAUUGCUGUUUACUUUGUCCAUGGCUGUAUUAAAAUUGCAUGUUACAAUGAAUGUGA